Messenger RNA from Phragmites australis (common reed), 1150 nucleotides. RefSeq names its product transcription factor RAX2-like. Lineage: Eukaryota; Viridiplantae; Streptophyta; Magnoliopsida; Poales; Poaceae. The transcript is spliced from 3 exons. The record is from RefSeq and is a predicted model, not a curated record. Bases 61 to 879 code for a protein of 272 amino acids.
CCUGUGCUGUCUCUUGUCUUGCUUCCUCUGUGGCUGCCGUCCCGAGCUGUGAUCGCAUAUAUGGGGCGCGCGCCGUGCUGCGACAAGGCGAGAGUGAAGCGAGGGCCGUGGUCGCCGGAGGAGGACCGGCAGCUGCGGAGCUACGUCCAGCUGAACGGCACCGGCGGCAACUGGAUCGCCCUUCCGCAGAAAGCAGGGCUGAACCGCUGCGGCAAGAGCUGCCGCCUCCGGUGGCUCAACUACCUGAGGCCGGACAUCAAGCACGGGGGCUACACCGAGCAGGAGGACCACAUCAUCUGCUCACUCUACAGCUCGAUCGGAAGCAGGUGGUCGAUCAUCGCGUCCAAGCUCCCCGGCCGGACCGACAACGACGUCAAGAACUACUGGAACACCAAGCUCAAGAAGAAGGCCAUGGCGGCCUCGCGCGCCAGCGGAGCCUUCACCGCGCCCGGGACGCCGACGGCGCUCUCGCCAGACGCGUCCGCCUCCUCGUCUGUGACCAGCUCGAGCGGCGACGUACGCUUCGCGAUGUACUCGCAGCCACAGCCGCAAACCCAGGGGCUCAUACACUUCGACGCGCCGCCGUGCAAACCGCAGACCGAGCUCGCGCCCGUGCCGCCUGCCGCCAUCGCGCUGGAUGGCACCGGCGGCGUCUGGGCAUCCGAGCCAGCGAGUCACGCCGUGGCGCUGGACGACGUGUUCUUGCCCGAGCUCGUUGGCGGCGACCAGUUGUUCCCGUACGGCGAUUUCUUCGGGGGGCUGCAGGACAGGACCUUGGAGCUCUCCGCGUGCUACUUCCCGAACAUGGCCGAGAUGUGGGGGGCUGCCUCCGAACACGCCCACGCCAAGCCACAGGGUCUCUGCAACACCAUGACAUAAGAGAUCGAGCUCAGUCCAUGGGGUCUUUCUUGCACGAAAGUGUCCAUUGCUCUCCAUUGAGUUCAUCCACGACUGGAGGUCCACCGCUCGAUCUGUUGCUAGCGUAGUUCAUGCUCUUCUUCUCCCCUUUUCUUUUUUCUUCGAGUGAUUAUAGUCUAUAGCUGGUGUUUUGUUGUGCAUUACAUGUAAAUUAGUAUGAUAUAGAUGUAAAUUAUCCUUGGUCGAUUGUACUCAGAAAACCUCAGCUAAUUGAUACGCUUGUCCCUGUGUA